This is a messenger RNA of Anopheles merus, 3220 nucleotides long. RefSeq names its product dual specificity protein phosphatase Mpk3 (gene Mkp3). The transcript is spliced from 6 exons. The record is from RefSeq and is a predicted model, not a curated record. Lineage: Eukaryota; Metazoa; Arthropoda; Insecta; Diptera; Culicidae. Gene Ontology annotation, biological process: negative regulation of MAPK cascade; protein dephosphorylation. Gene Ontology annotation, cellular component: cytosol; cytoplasm. The coding region runs from base 635 to 2221 and encodes 528 amino acids. Gene Ontology annotation, molecular function: protein tyrosine/threonine phosphatase activity; MAP kinase tyrosine/serine/threonine phosphatase activity.
AGAGAGAGAAAAAAAAAGACGAAAAACCCCUUGGAAAAAGGGCCUCAUUAAUGUAGGGCGCUGCUCCGGGAAGAAGAGAAAGUCGCGACGCGAAGAAACAAGAGCGAAGCAAGCCUUGGAAUUGAAAACAAUUUCGUGCAAUUGUGUGCUGCAUCAACCGCGAACACAAACAGAGCAGAAACGGCAAAACGAAUCAAGAGUCACACACGCAUUUAAUAUGUACGUUCAAAUUAAAAAACGCGAACCGCGGACUUGAAUUAAGAGUGUUUUUUUAGCGCAGUAGCUCCAGCGAUGACGAUCGAACCUCCUGCACUUCGGCUAGUUGGAUGAGGCAACAUCGAAAGAUCGUUUUCUAUCAGAAACAGUGUGUGGCCGAGCAUGCGAGUGUGUGUGUUGUGAAAAUUGUGAGGAAAAAAAUGGACUGUGUGCGAUAGCUUUUGCGGCUGCUCAAGGCAAGGCCAGAAAGGUAAACAAACAAAGUGUCAAAAGUGUUCGCGAUAAGCGCGAUAAUACACGCACGCACACUCCCAACAACCGGCGAGUCUCGUUUCGGCGUUGAAGCAGCUCCUAAAAACACGUGCGAAGAAGAAGAAGAAGACAAAAAGAAGACAAGCACAAACCAACAACAACAACGAUGCCCGAUCACGAUAUCGAGAUGAUAACGAGCGAGCAGCUGCACGCGGCGCUGCGCAAGUCGCAGAAGCACUUCAUCAUACUGGACUGCCGCAGCUCGCACGAGUACACGGAAAGCCACAUCCGGACGGCGGUCAACUUCUCGAUCCCGUCCAUCAUGCUGCGCCGGUUCGCGGCCGGCAAGAUCGACAUCACGUCCACGAUCAAGUGCCGCGAUCUGAAGGAGCGCAUCCUGUCCUGCUACAAGGAGAGCACGUUCGUGCUGUACAACAAUAGCAACGAGCCGGUCGGGGACAGUGGCGGCGUAGGCGGCGGGGGAGCUGGCAGCCGCGAGGAGCUGGUCAUGAUGGCCACCGGAUGUGGUGCCGGGCUGGUGCCGGCGAGCGGUACGGCGGCCGCCGGCAACGAUACCACGAUUAAUGUGCUGCAUCGCAAACUCAAGCAAGAUGGCUGCCGGGUGGUCUGUCUCGAAGGUGGUUAUGCAAACUUUCGUCAGUCAUUUCCGGAGUGGUGCGAGGAUGAAGUCAUCAACGCGAACCUGCAGACGGGCUGUGCGGCAACGGAGCAACUGAUGGGAUUAAGAUCCCUCCGCAUUUCGAUCCCAUUCUCGGACUCGGCGUGCAGCAGCAGCACCGAGUCGUCGGACUGUGAGAGCAGCACCAACUACCUGUCGGAGGCGGCGGUUAGCGUCGAGCCGGUCGAAAUACUGCCCGGCCUCUUCCUCGGCAAUGCCUCGCACAGUGAGGAUCUGAAGUCGCUGAAAAAGUACAACAUUAAAUACAUUCUGAACGUGACGCCCGAUCUGCCGAAUGUGUUCGAACGGGACGGCCAGAUACGCUAUCUGCAGAUACCGAUCACCGACCACUGGUCGCAGGCGGGCGAUCUGGCGAACCACUUCCCGGAUGCGAUCAAGUUUAUCGAUGAAGCCCGCUCGAACGGAUGCGGCGUGCUGGUGCACUGUCUGGCCGGCGUGUCCCGCUCGGUGACGGUCACGCUCGCCUACCUGAUGUUCGCACGCACCCUCUCGCUGAACGACGCCUUUCUGCUGGUGCGCUCGCGCAAACCGGACGUCUCGCCCAACUUCCACUUUAUGCAGCAGCUGCACAGCUUCGAGCAGCAGCUCAACAUCGACCCGACCCAGUCGGCGUCCGCCAAGCAGGCGCUCUACUCGGCCUCCUCUUCCUCAGCGGCCUCUUCCUCCUCGGUCGGCGGCGGCGGCGGUGCAUCCUCAACCGGUGGCCAUUCCGUGUCGACGACCCCGUACAGUGCCAGCUCGAUCGGGUCGUCCGGUUCGGGAUCGGCCGGGCUGGAGCCGUCGGCACGGCAACACCUCCACCACCACCAGCACCACACGACGACGCCCCACCACGCCGCGCAUCUGCACCAUCAGCAUGCGCUGCAGUCGAAGCACUCGAUGCAUCAGGUGCACUCCCGGCACGCGGUCAAGUACACCUGCGCCUGCGUGGAGGUGGAGUGCAAGUGUACGCAGGCGGCGAUCGAUCUGCUCGGCCCGUUCACCACCGGCAUCUCGCCCGACUCCGGCAUCGAGUUCGACCGGUGGACGCCGAGCAGCAACACGCCGAAAUGAGAUACGGCCGGCGUGGAGGGUGGACGGUUCCAACUGCCGGACCACUUCCACCACCACCACCACCACGGCCACGAUGAUCAACCCGGUGGCGGUGGGGUCGUUGCCACCGUCGCGGAGGACACCGGCUCACCCUCGUCCGAUCCGGCAGGCUAAAGAGAGAGCGAGAGCGAGAGAGGGAUCUUCUGAGACAUGUUUUUCGCUUCGCGCGUGUGUUGUUGUAGUUGGUGGUGUAGCACCUCCAACGCACACACACACACGUUAGCCAGCGCCCGUUUCCCUUGUCCUCGUAUAGGACGCUCUGUUUCGCGAAAAGCCCCCGUCUUUCCCUUCCACGGGAAUGGACGAAACAGGAAACCCGAAAAGGGACGGAACGAGUGCAUCAUCGUCAUCACCCCAUCAUCAGAUCAUCAGGCGUUUUUGGUGAAGAGAAAGGAAGAGAAAGGAAGAGAGAGAGAGAGAGAGAGAGAGAGAGAGAGAGAGAGAGAGAGAGAGAGGGAGGGAGAGGUAGAGAGUUUCUCGCUUUAGUGUGUGUAUGUGUUCUUGUAUUAGCAGCAGGGGGGGGGGGGAAUCCGACGCUAGGAUGCUGAUUAGUAGAGUAGACUUAUACAUAUAUACAUACAUACAUACAUACUACACUACGCUAUAUACACAUCCAAUGGUAUAUAAAUAUAGAGAUACACCCAUGCAUAUAGUGCAUAUUAUAGAUAUAUAUUUAUGUUAACACACGUCUCGUUAUUAUGAAUUAAAAUCUCCCUAUACAAAACGAAGUAAGAGGUGACGCUCACGUUACGCUCACGUCACGCUCAUAGGUGAAACGAUUGCUCACUAUAGGAUCUUCCUGUACGAAAAAGUUACUCACUAUAGAACGGUUUUGCUAACCAACUAUGGGUGCUUGGAUGAUUUUUAUUUCUUUGCGGUGUUUCCAUUCUCCGAGGCAACAAGCAAUGGUAGAGUGAUUGAAUCAUUGAGGCAUUUAAAUCAAAAUACAUCAUUGUUUUU